AUGUCCGAUAGACCAGCGAGGGUGGAUGCGCUGGUCAGUACUUUGGGAAGGAUCUGGGGUCCGUUCAAGGGGAUUGAAUGCAAAGAUCUUGGUAUGAACCAGUUCCUCUUCACCUUCCGAGAAAUGACAUGGAGAGAUAAAGCUCUGAAUAAUGGGCCUUGGAUGUUCAACAAAAGCUUCCUAGUGAUGGAGAAAUUCAACCCGGCCAAGACCCUGGAUGAAUACGAAUUCAGGUACGCACCAAUAUGGGUUAGAGUUUAUCAUAUUGCUAUGGGGUGGAUGAGUAGAGAAUCCAGUGAAGAAAUAGGAGAAGUACUCGAUGUAGAUGUUGAUGAUUGCGGCAUGGCCAUGUGGGAGUACAUGAGAAUGAAAGUUUGA
Messenger RNA from Aegilops tauschii subsp. strangulata, 378 nucleotides. RefSeq lists its product as uncharacterized. NCBI's taxonomy places the organism in Eukaryota, Viridiplantae, Streptophyta, Magnoliopsida, Poales, Poaceae. The record is from RefSeq and is a predicted model, not a curated record.